This is a messenger RNA of Blumeria graminis f. sp. triticale, 1230 nucleotides long. The record is from the annotation of a GenBank genome assembly. Lineage: Eukaryota; Fungi; Ascomycota; Leotiomycetes; Helotiales; Erysiphaceae.
AUGCUUCUAUUAAGGAAAUCAAAACAGGAGAGGAGCCAGCUUGCUGAUACAUCGGCCAUCUAUUCUUCAAAACUUACAGUCACUGAUACAAACGGACAAGAUAGCACCUUCUCAGAAAUCACUGGAUUCGGCAAUAGUGAUAGAGAGCCAUCAAUCUUUCCAACAUCAAGGCCGCAGACGUCACUCGGUACCCCUACUGUACCGCCUCGCAGCAAUAAAAGGCCUGCAAUGAGGUUUAGAGCCGCAUCUCUGGAAUUUAAUAUCCUUGAACUGAAUAAGGGGAAUAUAUCUCUCACAUCGUCUUCGUUACAAGUCACGGAUCCACAUGAAGUCUACCUCUCAAGUGAGGAAGAUGCCUCAAUUUCAGACUACGAUGAAAGCUCACUUUUUGAAUUGGAUGACUCAGACGUCGAUCCCAUUCCUAUAUCUUGUGAACAUAUAAAUCAGUGCUCGCAGGAAGUCAUCGCUAGAGCUAUAUCGUUUCGCGUGGCUGGCAAGCCACAAAUUGUAGAGAUAAACAAUUCAUCCGCCGAAACUUCACCAAGUCUUACAGUAGCAUCAUCGAAUACUUCUUCAAAGAGAUCCUCAGUAUCAGAUUUACACACAUCCUCUCUCCUCGACUCACGAAAAUCUAUCUAUCACACCAGGAACUAUGCACAUUCUACGUCACCUACACAUAUCGCAACGCCACACACACAAACUAGUUCUUUCGUUUUUAAUCUUACACAUGAAGGCUUGCUACGCUCAUCUGAGACUCCUGAAUUUAUUGCUCAUUAUGAGCCCUCGAAUCAAACACCGUCCCUAUCUCCUUCGCUAUCAAUACCAGAACGGUCUGUAGAUAAAGAAUUACAAAUGAUAUUGCCAUACAUAGAUUCAUCUAAACCACCAUCUGAAAACGGCUCAAGUGUUGCUUCAAAGUCGCCAGGACGAUCAGCGGUCGCUGCUUGGAAACGCGUUUCUCGGAAUAUUAGGAAUACAAGUGUGGUAAAACUAAGUCUCGGUUACCCAACAGGAACGGGGGCCAGUAAAUUAUGUCAUAGAACUAAAACCCCUCCAAGAAUCAUAGCCUCGGAUACCGAGAAAUCAUUGUCCAAUAUUGGUGCCAGCAACGAAAACAAUUCUGAUACGAUAGAGAAUAUAUCAAUUCCACAUACUCCUAUCCUCAAGAGCCCCAAGUCAGAAAGAAGAGGAAUAGCAUUGUCGUUUUGGGUAUCAAAAGAAGCUGAUUGA